AUGUCUCGUUAUACUUGUAAUGUUGAUUUUUUUCGUGAUUUGAGUGAAGAAGAAAAGCGAGAGCUGGCCGCGUAUAUGGAUGAAGAAGACAAUGGAGAUUAUUUUGAUGAUUCCGAUGCAGACCCAGACUAUGAACCAAGUGAAGCGUCUGAAUGUGACGAUUUUACCAUCGAUGAUCAGACACUCGAAGAUGCCGCAUUUGUUGAAUUACGAACGUCUAUUGAAGCAACUGGUGCAGAUUUGGAUAUGAAUUAUGAAGAAACCAUCGUGCCAGAUGUAGAAGAUGAUGUGAAUAUGGAAGAAAUGCCGAUUGAACCAAAAUCAUGGCCGAAAAUAUCAUAUCGUCAAGUGAAUGAAUCGGGGCGAGAUCGUGAAUGGAAAGACACAAAUUCCGAUGAAGUAUACGCAUUGAUUGGUAUUCUGCUACAUUGUGGUGCUGAGAAAGCAAAUUCGGUGCAAAUCAAAGAUCUUUUUCAUGAAUCGCAUAUGCCAUUCUACCGAGCUGUCAUGUCACUGGAACGGUGUGAACAAUUGUUGCGUUUUUUACGUUUUGACAAUACACGGUCACGAUUGGAUCGGCUACGUUUAGAUAAACUAGCACCGAUUCGUUUCAUAUGGGAUAAAUUUCUCACGAAUUUGACAUUGCCGUUCAUUCCAUCGAAGGAACUUUGUACGGAUGAACAAUUACUCGUUUCACGAAACCGAUGUAGUUUUCGCCAAUAUAUUCCAUCAAAGCCAGGAAAAUAUGGAAUUAAAAUAUUUUGGCUCGUUGACUCGAAAUUGAACUACCCAGUUGUAGUCGAAGUUUACCUCGGUACCCAGCCAAACGAAAAGCGAUCAACUGGAAUUGCUCAUGCGCUAGUGAUGCGCCUUGCCGAACGUCAUUUGGACAUGGGAGUGAAUAUUACGGUGGAUAAUUUUUUCUCAUCUAUACCAUUGGCACAGGAUUUAUACCAGCACAAUACUACCAUGGUUGGCACAAUUCGAUCAAACAAGCGUGAACUGCCAUGGAAUUUCACGUCGCUGAAAAUGGCAAAAGAAAGAGGUCGAAACACAGCAUCGUUCUGCUUUUCAGGCCCGUGUGAACUGGUUAAUUACAAAACCAAAACCGAGAAAAAUGUGCUACUAUUAUCAACUGCACACGCAAGCGAAGAUAUUGAUCCAAUCAGCGGAAAGCCAUUGGUGGUUCAUGACUAUAAUAGCACGAGGGGAGGCGUCGACACUUUCGACCAAAUGUUACGGGGAUACACAUGCAAACGUAAAACUAAUCGUUGGCCGAUGGUGAUGUUUUUCAACAUGUGA
This is a messenger RNA of Sitodiplosis mosellana (orange wheat blossom midge), 1302 nucleotides long. RefSeq names its product piggyBac transposable element-derived protein 4-like. NCBI's taxonomy places the organism in Eukaryota, Metazoa, Arthropoda, Insecta, Diptera, Cecidomyiidae. The record is from RefSeq and is a predicted model, not a curated record.